AUGUCGUAUCCGAAGAAGUACACCUUCGACUACGUCGCUGAACCUCCUAGUUCCAGCGCAGACUUGAACGCUGUCUCCGAGGCCGACGAGAGAGGCGACAUCGGCAUCGAGGAUAGGCCUAGUGGUUCCACGUUCGCUCAGCUGCGGCAUGCUCUCUUCACCGCAGGCUUCGGCAUAACCAGUUUCAGUCACCUACUUUUCUCAAACCGCCAAAGCCGCAAACCGCAGUUUCAACGUGAGACUCGACGAUGUCGUCGCUCAUAUGUUGUUGGGAUCAUGAAGCGACUGCUCGUGACCUCGCCAGUCAUGAUCCUAUCCAUGUUUGGAAUUCUACACCUGCUUCAAGUCAUGAUUGGUCGGUCUCGCCUCUUCUGGGAUGCGAACACGAUCGAAUUCCUGCCCGACCUCGAUAGGGCGCACCGGUUCGACAAUGGCUUCUUUCGCUCUACGGCAAGCGCGUCAUCGGAAGAUGUGCUUCCGAUACCAUGCCAUUCGCACAACGAUUACUGGAGGCGGGAGCCACUUUACGAUGCUCUCAGCUGGGGCUGCACAGGUGUUGAGGCAGACGUCUGGCUGUUUGACGAGGAACUAUACGUCGGUCACACUGUAUCGUCUCUCAAACGCGAACAUACAUUCCGCACGCUUUACAUAAACAAGCUAGUGGAACUGCUUGACAAGAUGAACCACGAGCACGGCAUUGUAGAGGAACCCGAAGUUUGGAGCGGUGUCUUUAAAACAAGGCCACAACAGACUCUAACACUUUUGGUCGACCUUAAGGAUAAUGGGCAUGAUGCUUUCCCUGUUCUGCAGAAGCAACUGCACGCACUACGCGAAAGGAAUUAUCUAACUCAUUGGAGUGGUAAUGAGGUCGUCCAGCGCGCAGUAACAGUAGUUGCAACAGGUGACACGCCAUUCGACAUGCUCAUAGCUAAUAGCACGUAUCGCGAUGUCUUCUACGACGCCCCCUUGGACAGGCUCUGGGAAGCGCCUCGAAGUCCAAUCGACCAUCAAGAUCCAAUCCACGCUCUGGACAGUGAGAUGGAUUACGGUCUCGCCAUGUCAAUGCAAGACUCGCCAGCGCCUAACAUACACGGCAUCAACUACUUCAAUACCAGCACUUCGUACUACGCAAGCACAUCCUUCUCCAAGACCGUUGGCUUCGUGUGGCGUGGACACCUCUCACCGAGGCAAAUGGAGAUUAUUCGUGGACAGAUCCGCGGCGCGAAACGUAGAGGAUUAAAGGCUCGUUUCUGGAAUACACCAUCCUGGCCCAUUGCGCUAAGGAAUCAUAUUUGGCAUGUGCUCGUUAAGGAAGGUGCAGACGUACUAAACGUUGACGACCUCGCAGGAGCGGCAAGGCAAAGCUGGACAAUGAGGGUCCAUCAGCUUUGGUAA
Messenger RNA from Zasmidium cellare ATCC 36951, 1395 nucleotides. RefSeq lists its product as uncharacterized. The record is from RefSeq and is a predicted model, not a curated record. The transcript has 2 exons. Gene Ontology annotation, molecular function: phosphoric diester hydrolase activity. NCBI's taxonomy places the organism in Eukaryota, Fungi, Ascomycota, Dothideomycetes, Mycosphaerellales, Mycosphaerellaceae. Gene Ontology annotation, biological process: lipid metabolic process. The coding region runs from base 1 to 1395 and encodes 464 amino acids.